UCCCCCAAAUCAGUACCAAUCCCCCAACCCACCCUCCUCUUCCCCAUGCAGCCGCCAUGGAUGAACUACAAGAUUGAGGACAACAGAGUAAAAAUUGGGAGGUUGGCUAGAGGAAGAAGACAAAGUUGGAGGAGGAAUCAUGUCGGACACUUGGCGUUCUUACCAGGCUCCCAGUACCCAGAAGUGAUGUUUGAACCAAGGCUUUUUCAAAUGGAAGACAGUGGACAGCAAUACCUGCACAUGAUUCCACCUUACUCGUUCACCACUCCAGUUUAUGAGUUUGCAACACCAUCGAAUGCUGCUCUGAGUCUUGCAUUGGCGUUGAAUGAAGUCUUCAGCAGGAACAUCUCAUACACAGAAAUGCUACUAGCUGCUGACUCCGAGGCUGCAUUUUUUGGUUCACCACACAUAAAUUGUUAUCCCGUUGGUGCUGAGGGGAGCGGCCUAUUGUUCAUUAUCUCUGAUAGUUUACGGACACGGACGGUGGCGACCAUCUUUCACUACACGACAUCGCCUUGGCCAGCUGCAGAAACCUAGCACCGUUGCCGAUUCGUCUUGGUUCGUCUCUCUUCCUUGCACUUUGGUUUCAGUCAUAGGCUUCUUGUGAGGAUAUAUCUUGCUUGCAAGGAUGUUUGUUCUAGCCACCACGAACCAGAACUGGAGUGCAACCCUGUGCGUCGUCCCCUUUCUACUUAAGUGAGAUUGGUUCCCUUCGGGGUUGCCUUUUGCCAUUUGGAAAACUUGUGAUUCUGAACCUGUGACUCUGCUCUUCUCCUCUGCCCUGAAACUCUGAACCUGCUGCCCUCUUUCUUCUCUGUAUUCUACUCUCUGUUAUCUGAAUUCUGUAUCCUGUGAAGAUAGAAAUACCAAUUUGGUGGGUGUGGAUGCUGAUUCUGAACAUAACUGUAUCGAAUUACUCUGCUGCAUUGGUGCCUCAAGGUACUAUGAUUUCGGCUGAAAAGUAGAAUAAUGACUCUGCGGGACAUGUAUAUACAUCUCUGCCUGCCAUAAGUAAGCAUGCAAAUAAAUUUCGGUAAGCAGCAGCAGACAUAUUCUUUGAAUUUUGUACCUAAUUAAACGAACAAAAUUUGAGCCACUGUAUUCUUUCCUACAGUACCUAUAUGUUAUUGUGCUUAUUUGGUAGAUGUUUAUUAGGUAUUGCUAUAAAUAUGAUGAACUCGGUUAGAAGGUUCUCGAAAGAGUGGUAACUUAUUAUAAUGGCUUUGCUAAAGAGUUAAACAACACCGUGUUGGUUGAUGAGUUGAAUAACAUUAUAUUAUUUCAUGCAGCUCCAUUACUGCUGUCAAAGUUAUAUCGUAUUUAUCUCAUGGAAUAGUCUACAUCUCUAGAGCCUUAGCCUAUUUUCAAAUUUGUAAAGAUACAUGAUUCCAUUGUAAGAAGCACCCAUUUUAGAGACUUAAAUCACAACUUUUCUUUAAUUUGGUUAAGUGAAACUAAUGAUUAUCAUUUAGUAUGCCCUGUUACACACCAUGAUUGGAGCAUGGAGCUCACUGGAACUGCAUGAAAGCUGUAAUGCUAUUUUAUUUAUUGAAUUUACUUAUUUUGGUAAUGGCACCCUCUGAUGUUUAUUUUAGAUCAAACAUGUACAACUCAAUGCGCACACACAAAGGUAAGGCUCUUCAGAUCCUGUGGUAGCAGCAUGAUGUCUCCAAGGAGGGAUUUUUGAGUUCUUGUGAGGAUUUCUUGGCUCCAACACUGGGUGUGAGGAUCUCUGAGAUUGAAGAUAUGCGACCGCACACUAUGUGACAAUCGGUUUAGAAUGCCCUGCAUCCCUUGCUAAAUUAUUUGACAAACUAUAAACAUCUAAGUUACUUGUUCAUGUGUGCAUUUGAAUUUACAUAGUUGUUGUAAGUAGGGAGAGUGGACUAUUGCACUGUGGUGUCUCAACAAUAACUCAGUAUGGCAGGACCAUAGGAGAGCAUCCUGGCUCCUAACUUGUAAGGAACCAAACUGUUACUUGCUUCUAUGUGAUUGAACCGUGUGCUUACACCA
Aegilops tauschii subsp. strangulata is the source of this 2013-nucleotide messenger RNA. RefSeq lists its product as uncharacterized. The record is from RefSeq and is a predicted model, not a curated record. NCBI's taxonomy places the organism in Eukaryota, Viridiplantae, Streptophyta, Magnoliopsida, Poales, Poaceae.